Ostrea edulis (European flat oyster) is the source of this 4177-nucleotide messenger RNA. RefSeq names its product polycystic kidney disease protein 1-like 3. The coding region runs from base 6 to 2720 and encodes 904 amino acids. Gene Ontology annotation, molecular function: protein binding. The transcript is spliced from 10 exons. The record is from RefSeq and is a predicted model, not a curated record. NCBI's taxonomy places the organism in Eukaryota, Metazoa, Mollusca, Bivalvia, Ostreida, Ostreidae.
CCAUCAUGUUUUACCACAAAAUGUACAUGAAUCAGAUCCAUUCCAGUUCUCUGCUAUGUCAGCUGGCAUCUAUGUGGAAGAACCAGGUUCUCUGUGACGCAGUCAUAAAAGCAGGAAACAGUCAGAUUAAGGCACACAGGGUAGUGCUUGUUGCAGCAUGCCCAAUGCUACAUUCCAUGAAGAAUGCAUCUGUGGGCUCAAAUUUAGAAGUGAGACUAGCAUCUGACAUCAGACCAGAAGCCAUCAACACUUUCCUUCAGUACUUGUAUGAAGGCUUCAUGAUGCUGACAGAGGAGAACUGUAAGGAUGUAGAGAAGAUUGCACGUGUCCUACAGGUCGAUAGUGUUCUGAAGUGCUGUGCAGAUUUCUACAAAUGUCUUCAUGCUGGUGAUAAAUAUGAGUAUAGCUUUCACGAUAAUGUAGAAUUCAAGCAUGUCAGAGCAUCAGAUCUUUUAAAGGUUCACGAUCGAAGCAAGAGGGCUAAUGACUUGCAGCCAGCAAGCCCUGGAGUAAAGCGCCAAAGAAUUCAAAGCAGGGGACUGCCCGAAGCCUUUGGUGAUUAUGGAGUAAGUGACCCCUGGGAUAGAGUUCCUAGAGAGGGACUGUCAGGAAGCUCCUCCUCUAAAACAGUGCAGCCAGGGGUCAUUGAGAUAAUAGAGGACAGUGUUGAAAUUGUGCAUUCAGAUAAACCCGAGGAUUCUGGAGGGACACGGCGAGAUAAUCCUCAAGACAGAAUGUCUUUAUCUGUGGCCAGUCAAAUGAAAUCAAGUAGUGAUGUACAGAUCGUUAAUGUAUCCAGUGUAGCAGAGACCCCAUCACGUGUCACUAACAGUUCAGAUUCAUCACGAUUUUCAUCUCAUCCAACAUUCAGUCAUUCUCAGGGAUCAUCAAAUAUGAGUUUUAGACAUGAUCCAAAUUUCCACAAUCCAAGCAGUGCUUCAGGAGCAAGACUUCCCACAUCUCCCUCAACACAUUCUAGAAUGCCAUCUCCUUCAUCAUCUUAUCAUCUGCCACAGAGAACCACCACCUCAGCACACUCUCAGCCAAAGCCAUUUGCAGCAGGAAAUGCCUCUCAGGCGUCAAAGAGUUACAACACACCAUCGCCAGGAGAACAGCCGAGAUCUGCUUCUCAGGAUCAGUCACGUGUAACUGCAGGAGCUAGUACAAUAUCUUUUCCUUCACCUUCUUCACUGGGAGCUCCUCCAUCUUCCUCCCCAUCCACCUCCACGCAAGUGCAACCACAACCCGUGGCUUUAUGGAGGAGCAGCAGCUCAGAAGCAGUAGCAUCAGGGUCAACGCCAGUCUCUCACCCGUCAGAGAAGCCCCUACUUCACAGAUCAGAGAGCACACCUGCCACUACUGACACAGAUAUAUCCAUAGUAAAAGUGGAAAGUGAGGUGACAUACGAUGAACAGUUCCAUGGUGAUGACCCAGGUUUAACCUUUGACCAGGAUGACCAACCAGCGGAAUGGAACAGAGAAGACAAUUCCAAUGAAGAAAGCAAUGCAAGUGAAGACAAGAUGCCACAGUGGAUGACAGACAGUAUGAAAGAUAUUUCUAUUGUGUCAGUUACAUCAGCUGAAAUGUCUCAACCACCUGCACCAUAUAGAAGCAAUUUGGGGCGGUCCCCUUCAUUAGAUCCAGUUAAUUAUGUUUUUAUUGAAAUGGGCCAACCCCUUCCUGAGGGUUAUGUACGAUUAGAUGAGGAGGAAAAAGUUUGUGUUCCUUCAAGUUGGCUGAACCGGACGUUAAGCCAGUGUGUGGGAAAACCAGCAUUCUUCACUUUGAAAAAGCUAGUCAAUGGUUUUGUAAAUCCAUGGGAAUGUAAAUAUGGAGGAACUUCUGCCUACAAAAAUACCCCUCUGGAACCAGUUUUUAACGCUCUAUUGUGCUGGCCCCACGAACUGCCACCCCAGUCUGUAGCUGCUUCAGCACACUCCGUUCUAGGUUCAUAUACCCCCACUCAGUAUGACUUUCUGAAUACGGCUGCCAAAUGUAGGGACCCCAUCACUGGCCAAUAUCACUUGGCUAUUUCUGAAGGCCCUGGGUUCGAGAUAAAAAGCUGCCCCCACAAUAUGCAGAUCAUACGUGCGUAUCGGUGGAAGGUAGGAAGCAAAAUAGGACGCGAACAGGAAAGCUCUGAGGUGGUGCGAAGUAGUUUCGAUCAAAUCUUCCAUAGAAUUAUACCAACAGAAGGACGGAAGCAAAAGCGGUGCGUUCUCUCAAAUACAUCAGACGACAGAUCCCCGUCCUCGGGAGAGCCCUCUGGUGGUAGAAGUAAACUCUCCGAGUACAUCGAUAAGUUACACGAACUUCAAACAAAGGCAAUGUAUUUUGACAUGAUGCACAACAGGCCAAAAGUGUCACUUCCUGUAGACACGUCAGAGGUGACUGAGAGUGCUGACGCCUCCGAAGUUCUAAAGGGUCUAGAUUUGACUAUAAGAUCCUCACAACAAAAUCACGUGCCAAUAUACAACAAAGACAGGAAAUACACUCCUUGCCUAUAUUGUGGGAGACUGAAGAACAGAACUCGCUCGGGAUGGAGGGUGAACACAUUUUAUCGCUGCCUGCAAUGUGACGUUCCUCUCUGUGUAAAUGAUCGGAACUGUUUUGUACUGUAUCAUAAAUAUUUCCUUGGGAUGACCAAUGUUGAAUCGCCAGGACGGCGUCGAUCACGUGAUCUUAGUCACGUGGAAGUGAAAAAAGAAAGCAGUGGUUAAACUUUCAUAUAUCAAUGCAUUGUUAUAUUGAUGCUUUACUCAUUCAAAGUCGUGUAUGAAGCUAUGAGAAGUAGGAGACAUUGAAAUUUUAUGAGAUAACAAAUGAAUAUAAACUGAGAAGUUAUCCUCUGUGACAUACCCGGUACUUACAAACUUAAAAACUAGGUGUGUUGUAAUUCAUUGUACAUUGGUACCACAUCUAGCUCGUGUAUUUUGUUCACUGUCGUGCAUUCUUAUGGAAGCAAUCCCAGUGGUAAUUGUUGCAACUGUUAGAACUUUGAUAUUGUAUUGCUUUUCUUGUGUUAGUAUACAAUCACUUGUUAUGCAUCAUCUUUGUUGAAUUUUUACCCGAGUGUGUAGAUACAAAAUACCUAUAGUUAUACUUUAUUUUGGACAAAAUAUAAUUAUAGUUAUCACAUAUUUUUAUUGCGAAGGAACUUUUUACCCCUUCUGUAGUACUUAAUACCGGUUAUUAGCCAUGAAGAAGUCGUUAUUUUUCACUACUGUGACGUCACUACUGUGACAAUUUUCAUACAGGUAGUCUCUUCCUUGGUCAAUGAUAUAAAGCCAAAUUACGUAAUGAACCUCAAACGCACAAUUUUUGUCAUUAUUAUCUACUAUUGAAAAAAAGAUGUGUACCAGUAUUACAGUGCUCUUUGGUCGUAAUAGACUUGUAGAAUAUCUUGAUUUUAAACCGGUGACAUAUAUUGAAAUCUGUCCUGUGUUUUUGGCGUCACUCUGCUUUUAUAGUUCGUUAGAGACGUCUUCUUCACGCGGAGAGUUCAGGAAAUAUUUUAUUUCAGGGACUGUAUUCAUUGUUGACCUCAUGUAUGAUUGAAAUUAUUAAGAUUUUUAAAUAUAUUCAGGAAAUAGACCCAUUGUAUUUUAUAUUCAGGUCAUGAUUUUAAAUUGCAUAUGCAAGUUUUACAGAGAAAGUGAAUGUUUUACUACCAGUAGACUGUUCACUGGUUAUCUGUGUUGCUGAUGUAUACGGUCAGUGUAGACGGGGAAUUUUUACUCACUUUGUUUUUGCGCACUCUGUGAAUCUCUUAUGUUGAUUUUGAAGUUGUUAGUGGUGUUUUGUUUUGUUUCGUUCUUUCUUAAGAGGUAGUGCUUAAAUUAAGUAUAUUGUUAAGAGUUUAUAAACACGGAGCAAAAAUGAAAGUCAGCAAAAUAUCCCGUCGUACACUUAGUGUGUAAAUCUAUCAUUCAAAAUAUUACUUGAACGAUUUAAGUUCAUAUGAAUAUUUAAAAAAAAAAAUAUCCUCAGGUCACAGAUAAUGGAUCACCUCACCUAAAGUAGAUUUAUUAACAGGUCAGCAGUUUUGUAAUUUUGUUUUGCCAAACAUAUAUGGAUUGUUGAAUUUUGCAUAUUUUUUAUACUUCGUUGUAUACAACAUAUCUAGAUUUGUUUUCUUUUUUUCAUAUUACAUCGGACAAUAAAGAUCUAAUAGGAA